Molecule: messenger RNA, 2358 nt
Organism: Chlorella variabilis
Lineage: Eukaryota; Viridiplantae; Chlorophyta; Trebouxiophyceae; Chlorellales; Chlorellaceae
Exons: 11
Coding region: 1-2358 (785 amino acids)
Biological process (GO): RNA polymerase III preinitiation complex assembly
Cellular component (GO): transcription factor TFIIIB complex
Molecular function (GO): TFIIIC-class transcription factor complex binding; DNA binding
Source: RefSeq, a predicted model, not a curated record
AUGAAUUUCGACCUGUCAAAGCUCGACAAACUCGGCAAGCCGGGCACGGCAAAAGAGCCCGCGGCCAAGAGCGCCAAGUUUGUGCCUCGCCUGAAUAAGCGCCGGCCCAGCCAGCAGCAGGCCUUGUCCACAGCGGGGGCAGCGCCACCGCCCGCAGAGUGGCAGCAGCAGGCCGCGCCACAGCCAGCGCUGCAGCAGCAGCAGAACGACGCCGUUGUUACAUCAACCGCGGCACCCACGCAAGCAGCAGCCGCACUGCGCAACAGCCAGCAAGGAAAGCAAGCACCGGGUGUUCCUGCAGAGGCUGUGGCGGCCGCGGCAGCAGCAUCCGCGGAGAUUCAGCAGCGGGAGGAAGAGGGCCAGCCUGUCUCGUUUCAGGCGGCUGUCGAGCAGGCAGCGCUGAAGAAGGUGGCAGCAGCAGCAGCGAAGACUGUGCCCAAGGGCAUGCGUAAGCGAGGGCGCCCCACCAAGGCAGAAGCAGCGGCACGCGCUGCAGCUGCGGCUGCAGGGCUGCCAUUUGCAGGACGCAUGGUGGUGGCGCCGCCGCAGCAGGCCAGCACAGGAGGGGAAGCGGCAGCAGACGGGCAGCGCGGGGCAGGACUCAACAUCAGCCACACUGCAGGCGACCAUGUGCAGCCCACCGUGCCCAAGCGGCAGAGUCGUCUCCCCAAUGCUGCAAAGGCAGCAGCAACAGCUGCCGCCACCGCCGGAGCCGCAGCGGCAGCUGUGGCAGAUGCCACCGAAAUCGCGAUAGAGCAGCAGCAGCAUGAAGGGCAGGCAGAGCAACAGCAAGGCGCCCGCCCAGUCAGAAAGCGGGGCCGCCCUCGCAAGCAGCCAGAGCCUGAAGAGGGGCCACCGCCGCAGAGGAGUGACAGCGAGGCGACUGAGGAUGCUGAGGAGCAGUGGCAGCAUAGGCGGCUCCAGAAACAGCAGCCACGGCGGGCGCUGCGCUCCAAGGCGGCAGCUGCUGCCGCGGCAGGAGCGGAGCAGGAGGACCGCCAGCCUGGAGCUGCCACAGCCAAGCGGCGGCAGAACCGGGCUCGGGGCUCCAGAAAAGGACAGGACGCUGUGGCGGCUCUGGCUGCUGCAGCAGCAGCGGCAGCGGCGGCUGAUGGUGCCCUUUCUGAAGAUGACGUAUCAACAGACACGGAUGACGAGACCAUGGCUGCCGUGGCGCGACGCCGUGCCGCGCGCAAGCGCGCAAGUGGUCGAGUGUCACGCAAGCAGCAGCCACAGGCCAAGCAGGCCAAAGUGGGGCGGGGGCGAGGAAGGCAACAGCAGAUUAUUGAGCAGCUUGAGGCUGAGGACGAGGAUGGAGAGGCAGCAGCCAGUGAUCGGCAGAUUGUGGUAGCUGCCAGCGACAUCCCCAUCGACCCCAACGUAAUGUCCCUCAAACAAAUCAUUCGCUGUGCAACCUCCCGUGACCGUCGCAAGAACGAGGAAGAAAAGCGACGGAAGCAGGAGGAGGAGGGGCAGCAGGACGAGGUGGGGCAGCAGGACCAGCAGGCAGCUGUGGCACCGGCGGGUGCAGCAGAAGGCGCUGCCGAGGGAGGACCCCUGGCAGCCGCCAUUGCAAGGCGGCAGCAGGAAGCGGCAGCAGCAGCGGCUGCUGGCGCAACCCCACCUGCUGGUGGCAGCAUGUUGGCACCCCAGGUGAAAGUUAUUGACGGCCGCAUCGUGGUGAACACCGCCUCACUGACAGUUCAGGCGCAGGAGGCGCAGCCGUUCACUCGUGUGGUGACGGAGGAUGCGCCCAAGCUGAACAGCCUGACCUACAUGAACAAGCUGUCCAACGAGCGCUGGACCCCCGAGGAUACCGAGCUGUUCUACAAGGCAAGCUCACAACCUGUGCCCAAGAUCCCCAGUGCCGGACGGGCUCAAUUUCACGAGCAUGCUCUGAGCCAGUUUGGCACCGACUUCACUCUCAUCUCCCACCUCUUCCCUGGCAGGCAGCGCCGCCAUCUUAAGAACAAGUUCACUCGGGAGAGCAAGCUGAACCUGGGGCGCAUUGAUGAGGCGCUUAAAGCCUCAGCCGGCGGCACCGUGGCCAGCUACCAGGAGAUGAUUGGCAUGCUGCGGGCAAGUGGCAUUGGGACUGGUGAGGAUGGGGGGGAGGAGGCGGCGCCGGCUGGUGAGCAGCAGCAGCAGCAGCAGCAAGAGCAGCAGCAGCAAGAGCAGCAGCAGCAAGAGCAGCAGCAAGAGCAGCAGCAGCAGCAGCACACGGGGACGGUACUGGCACAGCAGCUGCGAGAAGAGGAGGGUACAGACGCGGCGGAGGUGGCGCCGGAGCGAGAGCUGCUGCAUGAGGCCCAGCGGACUCACGAGGGGCACGAGGAGGAGGAGGCAUACUUCUACUAG